UGUAUUGCUGGCCGGACACAACAUGGCGGCCUCCAGGGGAUAAUUCAUGCUGUAUGCUGACACCGGUAGCUGGCUCUCUUCUCGGAUCGUGUUUCGUCUCCAUCGCUGGUGUUUCUGGCUUCCAUCAUGUUUGCCAAGGUCUUCAAAACCAAAUCCAACACAGCCAUCAAAGGCUCGGACAGGAGGAAGCUCCGAGCUGAUAUUAAUUCAUCAUUUCCUUCACUUACCACUGAAAACCUUGCGGAGCUGAUGCCAUCAAAAGAAGAAUUGAAUGUUGUUAAGAUCUAUACCCACAAAGGAGAUGCUGUUACGGUGUAUGUCCAGAACCAUAACCCCAUCAUGUUUGAGCUGGAUCGAAAUCUCUACCCAUCAGUCUAUACUUUAUGGCGCUAUCCUGAUCUACUCCCGGCUUUCACCACCUGGAUGCCUGUACUAGAGAAGUUAGCUGGAGGUGCAGAUCUGAUGUUACCUGGAGUUGUGGUGCCCUCUAGUGGUCUACCUGAAGUAAAACGGGGAACUCUUUGUGCUGUCACAGUGUUUGGAAACAGGGCUCCAGUGGCAGUAGGUGUGGCUACUAUGUCUACAAAGGAAAUGCAGGCAUCAGGGAUGAAGGGGAAAGGUAUCAACAUAUUACACACCUACAGAGACCAGCUAUGGGUGUUUGGUGAUAAGUCUUCCCCUCCAAGUAUUGCUCCACUGGAAGUGAAUCCUGCACCAAAGGAUAAAGAAGAAGAACAAGAUUCCCCCCAGGAAUCUGAGAUCUCAAGAACAAAGGAGGUAUCCCUUCCAGAGUUUCCAGAAAGAGAAUUGGAAACACUUAAUCUAACAGAACAAGGGACUGUUGUUCUCCAAAAUAGCACAGAUAAGGUAGAGGAUGAAGACACUGAAGACACGGGCCAUUGCCAAAGAUCCCCACAAGAAGUUAUGGAUAGCUUACUGAACCAGUGCUUCUUUCAUGCUUUAAAAUAUAAGCUGAAGAAACCUGAUCUCCCAUUGCUCACAAGCACAUUUCUUCGAAAUUACCUCUACCCCUGCUGCCCCGAAGGACAGCAAGUGGACAUUAAGAAGUCCAGCUACAAAAAGCUUUCCAAAUUUUUGCAAACAAUGCAGCAGCGCAAGAUUCUGCAGGUAAAGGAGCUUACUAAAGGGGUGGAAAGCAUUGUGGAUAUAGACUGGAAGCACCCAGACAUCAGAUCCUUUCUUGCACCAGUCACUGAAGCAACCACUCCAACACUUGUGGAAAAUGAGAGCGAGGCAGGAGAUCAUCCAUAUCAACCACCUGAAAUUACCUCCUUGUACGGUAUUUCUGCCAAGAUGCUCCCACUGUUUCAGGAUACUGGACACAGGAAGGGCAACCUCCUCACACAGAGUGAUGUUCGAAGCAUAAUCAUUACGUAUGUGAAAACCAACGAGCUGGUGGACCCAGAUAACAAGAACUUUGUGAAGGUAAACCCCAUACUGUGUGACUGCCUUCUGGACAAAUCGGAAUAUGACGAUGUUACAUUUCUCAAAUGGGACGACCUUCUCACAAGGUGUUUAGAAAGGAUGCAGCAUUCACACCAGAUUACCUUCCCUGGGUCUUCCCCCAUUGUUCGGAAAGGAAACAUCGACCCUAUUGAUAUCAGCAUGGCACAGAGGGGAUCAAACAAAAAGGUCACAAUGAUAAAGAACCUGGAGCUGUACGGGAUGGAUCCUUCUACAAUUGCUAACUUACUGCAGCAGCGAGUCCAGGCCAGCGCCACUUGCACACCCCUCCCAGGUGCAAAAGACAGAGUGCAAGUGCAGAUACAGGGAAAUCAGGUGUUAAAUGUCGGCAGACUUUUAAUAGAUGAUUUUAAGAUACCUAGAAAGUAUGUCAAUGGCCUGGACUUGGCAACUAAACCUGGCAAGAAGAAGUGACAAGAUGUCUUCAUCUGUUCUCUAAUGUCUGGAUUGAAACCAUCAAGCCAAGAACCAGAUCUCCGCCAGCCUAUUAAAAUACUUCCCAUGAAUCACCUGCUAGCGCACAUAGUUUAAGUAGCUCCAGCUGCCUUUAGGAAGGACAGACCUAAGCGAUAGUUCAUAAUGGUUGCAAACUCAUAGCCUCAUUAGCUCAGAGGUACCAUAAGACCUCUCUCCUUUGCAAUGUUAAGGGAUUAAAUUCUUCUCAAGCUUAAUAGAUUUCGAACAGUAGAUUUAUAUGUGAUGGAAAUAUUUAUUCGUAAACCAAUUAACUGCCAUAGAACCUGGUAAUACUACAUAUAAAACUGUGAAUACAGCCAAGUAAAGAACUGGUACCGCAGCUCCAUGGACCAUGGACAUGUUUAGGACAGAGUUUCUCAUCAUCAGUCCUCAAGUACUUCCUGUGAAGGAACACAUGCAUCAACACACAUGCCUUCUAGUAGUAAUGUGAGUUCCUUCUAUUACAUUGGGCUGUCAUGGAAAGCAAAAUUAGUUUAAUGGGGAAAAAAAACAAAAACAUGAGCUUUAACACUCCUUAACACACACUUAAUGAAGCAUCCUGAACCUCUAAAGCACAUCGGCUUGCGGUAGUGCUCUAGGGAUUAACAGUGUGUGUCCAUUUCAAGACUUGUCAUUACUCUUAUAGAGUGCCUGGCUUGCGUCUUGCCAACUGUCAAUGCAUAACACUGUAUUUCACAUA
Molecule: messenger RNA, 2641 nt
Organism: Pelobates fuscus (common spadefoot toad)
Lineage: Eukaryota; Metazoa; Chordata; Amphibia; Anura; Pelobatidae
Gene: EIF2D
Product: eukaryotic translation initiation factor 2D
Exons: 15
Coding region: 127-1899 (590 amino acids)
Biological process (GO): formation of translation preinitiation complex; translational initiation
Molecular function (GO): RNA binding; translation initiation factor activity
Source: RefSeq, a predicted model, not a curated record